CCUUCAAGCUCGAACUACAUUUCCCAGAGAGCAGCGGUCACGGCGGAUCUUUGGCUUCCCUUCCAUUUUCGCGCUGUUCUCGCGCUGCGCACGUUUUGGAUACUCUAUUUUUCUCCAGUAGAGAAACCCCAAGGAGGACUUUUUUCAUCAGUUUUUUCAUCAGUUCUUGCAGCUGUCAAACUGUGACAUAGUCUCUGGAUUUUCUGGAAUUUGAAUAUUUUUCAAUGGAGGAACACCAAGGAGCACUGAUCAGGUCUGACAUUUCUAAAACCAUGACCUGUUUUCAGGAAUUAGUGACAUUCAGGGAUGUGGCCAUAGACUUCUCUCGGCAGGAGUGGGAGUACCUGGACCCUAUUCAGAGGGACUUGUACAGGGAUGUGAUGUUGGAGAACUAUAGAAACUUGGUCUCAUUGGCAGGACAUUCUGUUUCUAAGCCUGAUGUGGUUGACUUAUUGGAGCAAGGAAAAGAGCCCUGUAUGAUUUUGAGGGAAGAAACACAAAGACAGUACACAGGUUAUUAAUAUAAAAAGGCUGUUUCAUGAUGUCAUUUUACUGCAUUUGUGAGAUGUGGAUGGCCCAUAAGCAAUGUCCCUGUUAGUUGGCAUUCCUGCAUUGGAUAUUGUUGCCAUCUCCUUUUCCUUUAUUAGUUUUGAGAGAAUCACAUUAGUAACAUUGCUUUAAAAUAAAAUGUGGUAUUAUGGAUUUUC
Molecule: messenger RNA, 707 nt
Organism: Mustela lutreola (European mink)
Lineage: Eukaryota; Metazoa; Chordata; Mammalia; Carnivora; Mustelidae
Product: zinc finger protein 573-like
Exons: 6
Coding region: 225-521 (98 amino acids)
Biological process (GO): regulation of DNA-templated transcription
Source: RefSeq, a predicted model, not a curated record